Messenger RNA from Micropterus dolomieu (smallmouth bass), 9255 nucleotides. It is a transcript of the gene ptpn20, whose product is annotated as protein tyrosine phosphatase non-receptor type 20. Gene Ontology annotation, biological process: protein dephosphorylation. The record is from RefSeq and is a predicted model, not a curated record. NCBI's taxonomy places the organism in Eukaryota, Metazoa, Chordata, Actinopteri, Centrarchiformes, Centrarchidae. Gene Ontology annotation, cellular component: cytoskeleton. Gene Ontology annotation, molecular function: protein tyrosine phosphatase activity; protein binding.
CAGACCGCUGACAUAGGUUACAUAUGGUACCAGGUGCCUGCUUGGAAUGUGUGCAGGAUGAGCAGCACAUUUGUUACAUUAGCUGAAGUACUGGAGGCACGAGGGGGACCUCUGCUGGAGGAGGAGGUCUGGUCCCUGCUGCUGGGCACUGCAGAGUCUUUAGUGGAUGUCUCCUAUAAGGGUCAGAACAAUAUGUGUAAUAUCAUAAGCCCCACCUCCUUGCUGCUGUCAGCCACUGGUACCUUAGCGUUUAAGAACUGUGGCCUAUCAGAUGAGGUAUCCACCUUCACUGCUCCAGAGAUGCUGCAGGGCCGGGCCAGCUCAACCAAACCUGCCAUAGAGAGGAUGCUGGUGUAUUCACUGGGUAUGACUCUCUACUGGUCAGUUGAUUUUCACCUACCUCAAAAUCAGCCAGUCCAGUUGAGUGACCAUCUAAACAGCCUCCUCCUCAGCAUGUGUGAGGACCUGGCCCACCGCAGAGUAAAUCUCAUCUCCAUCCUGGAAGCCUGCGAAUCUCAGCAUAAAACAUCCAUCCUGCCACCGCCCACCAAAGUCAUCAGACAGCUGGUGGAAGAGGUUUUUCAUGAAUCAGUGAGUCAAAAUAUCCACCUACAGGAUUUUCCUGUCUGUGAGCAUUUUAGCUUCUGCUCUCAUUGUAUGGACCACGGCUCUCUGCCUGACAGUAACGUCCCUUUGAGUGGCAGGAGCCAGAUGAUCAGAGAGAGACUUCAUGGAAAGAGAGGGCCAUUUUCAGAUUACAGCGAAGGGAGUACUGAAGGGAGAAGAUACUCAACGGACUCUGACUCAAAGUCAGGGAGUUUACCUCAAAGACCUUGGAGACAAAGACCAACGAGCUCUCCUACACCGUUGUACCAAUCUUCUUUAGAUAGACUCUCUCGUGGGGUUCGUCACAGGGACAGCACCUGCAGUUGGCUUGGUAGGAGCCCCCACCACGACGUCUCUCCUAAGGCAUCAGGCAGAUCUCACAGUCCUUCCAUCACCUUCAGCGAGUCCUCACUCAGCCUGAGCCAGAGGAAAACUAAGGCUUUGGGUCCUGAGUUCGUCAGAAUGACAGAUGAACAACAAAUUGUUCUUGAUCUUCCAGGAUCCAUUGUGUCCAAAAAGGGACGCUUGUCUUCGUCUCAGAGAGAAGUGACUGUAGUGCUGCCUAACGGACAGCAUGUGGUGGUUCGCUGUGACAUUAAGUCCAAAGCAAGAGAUGUGUUUGACAUGGUGGUGGCUCACGCAAAUUUGGUGGAACACUUCUACUUUGGUCUUGCCUUCCUAGAUGAUGAUGAAUAUUUCUUUUUGGAGCAUGAAACAAAAAUCUCCAAAGUUGCACCUGACAGUUGGAAAAAAGGGCAUAUAUCCUCCUUUUUGGUGUUUCUUCGAAUCAAAUAUUUUGUUGAUGAUAUUUCCUUUAUUUUGCACAGACUUACUCGUCACCAGUACUACUUACAGCUGCGGAAGGACAUCUUGGAAGACAGGCUUUACUGUAAUGAGGAGACAGGCUUGUUUCUGGUUGCUCUUGCUCUGCAGGCUGAGUUUGGAGAUUACAUGCCAGAGUUGUAUGGUAAGAAUUACUACCAGCCAGAGCAUUAUGUGUCCAAGAGGAUGCUGGAGAAGCUGGCCCUGCCCACUGUUAAGGAAGAGCUGCCAAGACUACAUGCAAGUCAUGCCCAGAUGCUCCCUGAAGAGGCAGAAACAGAGUAUCUAAAGAUUGCCCAACAGUUACCGGAGUAUGGUGUUAUGUUCCACCGUGUGGGGAGAGAGAAAAGACCAGUGGUGGGAGAGUUGGUUUUGGGAGUCUGUGCCAAAGGAAUCAUUGUGUACGAGAUGAAGAACCACCUCCGGACUGUCACCAGACGCUUCCUCUGGAGGGAAACCGACUCCAUAUCAACUGGGCGGCGUAAACUGAUUAUAGAGUGUGGUGGGCCCAGCGGGAAAAAGCACAGUUUUGUAACUGAAAGCUCAAAAAUAGCACAGUACCUCCUGAACCUCUGCUCAGCACAGCACAAGUUUCAUAGUGAGAUGACAUCACGACAACUUAACCACACCAUGAUACCAGAUGAAAACAUGCAUAAGUACAUGUCUGUCUACCAGGCUCGUAACUUGAACCUGAAGCGGAUGUCCUUCUCAGAAGGCAUGUUGAACUAUGUUGGUGUGACACCUGGUCAACCAGACUCCAUGUCAAAGUCUUGUGAAGACCUGACUGCCAAGCUGGAGGCGCGGCUGCGCCAGCAGAGAGAGAUGAGGAGGGAGAUGAGCAGAGAGCUGAACAAGGAGCUCCCUGAUACAGGGGACCUCAGGGACAUGAAAGAGCGACAGUGUUGGAGCACUCCAGAGCCGAUUCCCAGAAUGAUGUCCUGUGUCUCAUUACAGAAGCGGGACUCUGACGCCUCUUCCUCCACACGAUUUGAUACACCAACCAGGACCCCCCCUGAGAGAGAGAUAGUCUGUGUGAACCUGAAAAAAGAUCCCAAACUGGGGUUUGGCUUUGUGAUUGUGGGUGAGGACAAUACAGGUAAACUUGACCUUGGGAUCUUCAUUGCUUCCAUCGUGCCUGACGGGCCUGCUGACAAAGAUGGACGAAUCAAACCCGGUGGACGUCUGAUCUCUUUAAAUAAGACUAGUCUGGAAGGAGUGACAUUCAGUGACGCUGCUACCAUCUUACAGAGCAGCCCUGAAGAGGUGGAGCUCAUUGUGUCCCAGCCUAAACAGUGUCUGAAGGACUGUAAGACUUCCUUCAAUCAAAGUACUCUGGCUUUGGCGUUGGAGAGGGGCUUUGGGUCACAGACCACACUGAGUGGCACAGAGUACCGCCCCGCUGUGGAAGAACUGGAGGAGGCCAUCACUCUGUCCAGCAUGGCAACCCCAAAACAGAACAGGCGGCUUCACAUUCCUGUUGUGCGAAUACAUGAUGCCAAGGAUAUGUGUUCCAGAUCCCCCUCUAUCUUAAGUUUAAAAACUGGGGAGCAGUUUACAGUGGAGCUGAAGAAAAGCAGUGGUAGUCUUGGCAUGAGUGUUGCUGGAGGAAUAAACACCAACGUGAGAUUUGGAGGCAUCUACAUCAAGAGUCUGGUGCCUGGAGGUGCUACAGAGCAGGACGGGCGCAUUCAGAUCGGUGACAGACUGCUGGAGGUUGAUGGGUACAACCUAAGGGGCGUGACUCACCAUCAAGCUGUCGAGUGCCUGAAGAGGACCGGGGAGGUGGUGACCCUGCUGUUGGAAAGGGAACCCGCAGUAAUAUUGGAGCCCAGACCUGACUCACCCUGCCCCCCUUUGGCCCACAGUCCAUCGUAUACACAGCCCCCCAGGACUGAAGUCUCCAUGGAAACAACCUUGAGUGGUCGCACCAAGGACUAUAGCUUUGUGACUGAUGAAAACACGCAUGAAGUGGUACUGAAGAAGAGUUUGUCCGGACUCGGCUUCAGCUUUAACAUCUCGCAGCUGCACUCGGGGCCAGAACGUGGCAGCGUGGUCCGCAUCAAACGUCUGUUCCCAGGUCAGCCAGCGCUAGAGAGUGGCCUGCUACGAGAGGGAGAUAUCAUUCUGUCUGUCAACAAAGAGCCUGUCAAGGACCUCUCAUACCAGAGGGUUUUGUUCCUGCUACGUGGAGCACCAUCUGAAGUUCAUCUGCUGAUCUGCCGACCAGGUCCUGGAGUACUACGUGAUGUAGAUGACAACACACUGAGUCCUGCACUCUUCCGUGAGGUUCGAUCUCGGUCUCUGGACAUACGACUAGGAGAGGACUACACGCAGCUCCUUAAGUUUCAAUAUGAUGACAAAGUGUUUGCCCAGAAGCAAGCCCCCAACCAGGAAGAAGAUCUGACCAACACAGCUGAGAAAAGCCCAGAACCUCCUGCAGCUCCAGCACUCCCGGAGACCCAGACGAGUCUGGAUGGUGAAGUGCAGGCCAACCAGACUCUCCCAUCUCCUCCUCGCUUGCCCCCGUCACCCACCUCACCUACAUCACCUCCAUCACCAGUCUCACCAGCCACACCUGCCUCCCCAGCAUCCCCUGCCACACCUGUCUCUGGCUCUCCAGCUCCACCAGAGUCACAACGAACUGGGGAACCAGAGGAACAAUGGGAGGUAGAAGCAAAGGAGAAGAAAAAGGACGGAGAAGAGGAUGUUCCAACAACAGCGAGCUCACCUGUGAUGUUUAUGGACGUCUGUCCUAAGACUGCUUCAAACUAUGGAUAUGCCAGGGGAGUCAGAGAGGAGGCAGAUGGAAGUGUGACCUACUGCCUGAUGGGAAACGGAUUGACUAUCAUGGCAGAUGAAGAGUACUUGACCAUCAGCUCCACACUGGAGCCUCAUCACAGCCUUCCCUCCAGUCCGGCCACUCACACUCCAACAACCAACCUCACAGCUCUUCGCUCUCCGACUUCCACCAUUUCGCCCCUCAGCCUCUCGUCUGACAUCCCGACCACUUGCUCCCUGGCCCACCCAUCUCAGCCACUCACAACGCAGCCACCGAAAGUCAAGUACCACCCAAUCCAGCAGGGGUUUCUUCCAAAUCACUACAAAGCCAUCUCCAAGAACAGUAGGCCUAUGGUGCCUCCACCCCAACCUCCUGCUCCUCUGUUGACCCCCAUCACAGCCCAGGUCACCUCCUGUGUGCCUCCCUGUGCCAGUCCACCUGCACCGACGCUGCCAACCACAGUGCUGCUCCCUCACACCCAAAGCCACACACAGCUGAGGGAAGAGCCAGAGAUUAAAGAAAGGGAAUACAAUGAUGAUUAUGAUGAAGAGGAUGAGAAGGAGGAGGAAGAGAGUCGAAGAAAGGGAUUGGUUAAAGAGUUUGAGCUGACGGUGAUUCUGACCAAGUCCAGGAGUGGAAGCUUUGGGUUCACCAUCACUCGAAGCAAGCUGGACAACUGCUACUACAUACAGGAAAUACUGGACAACCCAGCCAAGUCCGAUGGACGACUCAGGGCAGGAGACAGGCUCAUCACAGUAAAUGGGCAUGAUGUGACCAGUGUGGCAGAUGAUGUAGCCAUGACUAUUCUCAGGUCAUCUCCGAGAAGACUGAGUAUGACCCUGGGGAGGGCAGUUAGCAACUUGGUGGCCCCUCCUUCCUGUGACAGCCUGCCUGAUAUAGUUCUGUACAAGACACCUUCGGGACAGCUGGGCAUAAAGCUGACAGGAGGCAUUGGCAGCAAGUGGCAGGGCAUCUACUGUCUGGAGGUAGUACCAGGCUCCCCAGCCAGCGAGGAGGGCACCGUCCAACCCAACGAUAAGAUCAUCUACAUCUGCGGCAGGUGCACCCUGGGAAUGACCCUGGAGGAUGCGGUCAAAGCCUGUGAGAUCGCCCCUCGUAAAGUUAAACUUAAAAUCAUCAGAGAAGACCAGCCAGUGAACCCCAAGGCUAAAUGGAAUGGACUGUUUGACUGGAAAACAAAGGACAGGAAGUUCUUUACUCGUUUUGAAGAGCCUGUCUCUCCAGACAAAGACUCUCCUACCGAAGAUGUUGAAGCUGUGUGUAGGACUGCUGGAAAUUUCCGAUGUCGCUCUCUCACCCAAGAACAAGAUAGUUGUAUCAUGCAAGUGGAUUUCACAAAACCAGAAGGAGGAGGCCUUGGCUUUGCUUUGGUUGGGGGAACAAAUGGCAGCAUGCUCAGAGUGAAGGAAAUCUGCUCUGGUGGCGUAGCUGAGCAGGAUGGCCGGCUGAGAGUGGGAGAUAUUCUAUUAGAGGUGAACGGUGUUAUUGUGUCCGGGCUGAGCUACAGUAAGGUGGUGGACAUCCUUCGUAAAGCUGAGGGCAGUGUACAGCUCACUAUCUGCAGAGACGUCCUGCCCCUGACCUACUCCGAGUCACCUACACCGCCCAACAUGUCCGCUCAGACUGAAGCUAUUUUAGCUGAGCAGCCAGCUCCUGUGUCCAGUCCUGAUACCUGUUCCUCUCCUGACGUCAUGCUGAAUAAGCCAGUGGAGCACCCCCCUGAGCCAACUUCUGAUCCUGUGGUGAGUGAAGGUGUGUUCCUUACCUCACCACCUCCUCCACCACGCAGACUGACCAUUAUAACGGAGGAAACUUCAAUUAAACAGGAGAGCUGUAACAGCACCCCAUCUCAUCAAGCUUGCUGCCCAUCUCUCAAUGUCACUGACAUGUUGCAUGGAGCUUCUGACAGGAAACAAAUUGUGACCAAACUGUUGGACCAGUCCUGCAAAGACAUCCAGAAAACCCAGUCAGACGGCUGGAGCAGCGAAGAAGAAGAUGAUGAUGUAUUUGACUCCACCGGUCGGGAAACGACCUCACCCCAAACAGGCCCACCCAUAUUAUCAGAGGAGGAACUGGCCAGUUUAGCCCUCAUUAGCCCCACCAAGACCAGCCAGUAUUCAGGCUGCAGGGUCAAAGCUCUCAUUCAGAUUCUGCAGCAUCAACUGGAUCAGCAGGAACUGGUCAAAGAGUUUAUGGCUCUGGAGCACCUGAAGCCCUCUGACAACUGUCUGGUGGGAAAAGCCCCCGAGAACAGAGAUAAGAACCGCUAUAGAGACAUCCUACCCUAUGACGAAACCCGUGUUCCCAUUGGAGACAACCAGGACUACAUUAAUGCCAGCUACAUCCACAUGCAAGUUGGAGAUGAAGAGUUCUUCUACAUCUCCUGCCAGGGCCCUCUGCCGACCACAGUGUCGGCCUUCUGGCAGAUGAUCUGGGAAAACAAAUCUGAUGUCAUUGCCAUGAUGACCCAGGAAGUGGAACGGGGAAGGAUCAAGUGUCACAAGUACUGGCCAGAGAACCUGGGCGUGCCUCUGGACACCAGCAGGUACCAGCUUUACCUGGAGAAUCAACAGUACCUGGAGUACUUCCACAUCAAGAUCAUCCGCAUGGUGGAGAGAGAGACUGGUGAGACCCAUUUUGUCCGUCACCUCAAGUUCACACAUUGGCCUGACCACGGUGUGCCACACAGCUCUGAGCAGCUGAUUCGCUUCAUCCGCUACAUGAGGGCCAUGCACCACAUGGGACCAGUCACAGUGCACUGCAGCGCCGGCAUCGGACGCACAGGAGUUCUCAUCUGCACAGACAUUCUCCUCAGCCUCAUUGAGAAUGAUUUGCCUAUAAAUGUGAGCGACAUCGUAAAAGAGAUGAGGCUUCAGCGGCAUGGGAUGAUUCAAACCAAGGAACAGUAUCUCUUCUGCUACAAAGUUUGGUUAGAGGUUUUACAGGGAAUUUUACAGCUUAACAGCAACCAAUGGCAACCGGAAAGUCCUCAGGACCACAAAGUAGUUUGAAUGUUUCCACCUUCAGUUCAUCUACCUGUAAAGCACAGACUGUGUUUGAGUAACCACAUGCAUCUAUCACAGCAUAGACUGGUGAAACCUUUUUAUUUGGCUGUAGUUAGUUUAGUUAGCUAGAAUAUGAAACCUGUACUUUCUUUUCUUUCUGUUUUGAUACUUUGUGUUGAGGUCUAUUGUUUAGUGACAGUGACUUCAAUUCUGGUUUAUUUGUUCUUGUAUGUGCUUUUGGUGCUGUGAUUAUGUCAAUUUAAUUUAGAUCACUGAGGUCAUUUGCCUUUUCAGGCUUAGUGAUUUGCCUUCUGUCUCUAGCAUCUUUUUUUGUCACUAUUUGAAUGUAUCUCAUUUAUUUUUCUCCAUGUCAUUUAAAUUGCAAACUGCAAUCAUUUUUCAUAUUGCAUGGAAUUCAAAAUAUGGUAAUAUUCAUAUCUCUUGUCUGGCAGUCACUAAUGUCAUCAAAGUGCACAAGUGCACAGUAAGAUUAUCAUACCAAAGGGAGUAUCUGUUUGUGACCUUGAUGAGUAGCAUUUGAUUAAGCAUUGUGUUCAUCAUUUCAUUAAGUGCAUUUGUACCCUGGAGAAAAGGGCAUUAGCAAAAGAACACUAUUGAUUUUUCAGUUCAUCAUCUAAAGAAAUGAAAAGAAUCAAGUGCCUUGGAAUGACUCACACCGCUUGCUCCACAUUGACCCCGAGCCACUUGUCACAAGUGGUCUGGGAUAAAGAGCAAGAAACUGAUUUGAGAGCACCUGGUGGUGGUUAGAUUGAAUGUGCAGCUUUCAGUCUGUUUGUUGUCUGAGGUGGAUGUUUGGUUGAUCCAAACCAGAGGAGGAUUACAUCUCACCUUUUUAGUUCAUUAACUUGUAGCUUAGAAACAAUGUGAAGAUUGCACAUCGCCUGUCAUUCUUUUUUUGUUUGUUGGCCCGUUUUAUACAAAACACUGUCACAAUGAAAGUCUUACACAUAUUCAAAACUUGCACACCCUAAUACAGAUAAUGAAUGAUUCAACAUAACAAACAUUUGGAUAAAUUCUCAAAUUUCUCUUUUCACUAAAAUUUGGAUGAGGUAUGAACACUAAAUAUUCAGAUUAUUUUGUGAAAUGUACAAAAUUGAUUUAAAUGUCAAUAAAAUUAUUAGUUUAGGCUUUUAGGUGUAAUUUGUUAUGUAGCAACAUCCUUUGUCUGUAUUCAAUAGCUAUUUUAAUACAGACUCAGCCAAAAAUGCAAAAAAUAUUAUGAGGUUUACAAACUUUCCAUUUUGCCACUUUAAAUGUAUAUGACAUAUAAAAAAUACAGAACUACAUCUCAGAGUCACAGAUCAAAGAGGAUUUAUAGCUGCUGGUUUGAACCUCAACCUUUGGAUGUAACUGCUUGUAAGCUUUGUUCUUUAGGCUGCUAUCACACACACACACACCAGCUCUCUUAUUGCAUGCAGACUCUUAGAGUGCAGAAGUCUGAGCCUGGAGUUUGACGCAAUGACUUGAACAUGAUCAAAAUGUGGAAUGUAACAAAGCAAUACUCUCCACGAGGAGGGGAGAGCAGAAUGUCAUCCUCUUUCCUGAUAGAUCCUCCAAACUAUGUGGAGCAUGUUGGUAAGACAUAUGCAGUACUGUACAUGUGAAUGUGAAUGACUAUGCAGAGCCAUCAGACUCUGCACUGUGUAUGCAACAUCCAUUCCAUCAAUGCUGGUCAGUUGGUUUCCAGCGAUGGAUAACCCUCUGUUGUGUGCAAAUUCAUCUCUUUGAGAUCCCGUUGAUAUGUUUUCUCCCUCAGAUCUAGGAAAACGAUUAUUCUUGAAAGAGCAAACAAAAGCACAUUUUGCAUUCAUCUGUGAAAAUGCAUCUUGUACAGUCAAGCAAGUGCUUAUGCAAUGGCAUUGUGAAAUGAAAUAACCCUUAAUUGCACAACUGCUUAUUUAUGCUAAAUUAAUAUCUUCACUGCACUGUACAAGCCACUAUGUAACCAAUAACUGAGAACAAUGUAAUACCUCUCUUUAAUUAAAAACUAUUCUGAAACUU